UUGGGAUAACCGAAACAAACAAGCAACACUAACAGAACAAGACUCGAAUAUUGCUCGGAAAAAAUCAGCUAUUGCUAUAUUUUCCAGCAUUUAUCCUACUGAUUUCCCUACCCAUUACCCUCUCGUUUCACCAAGAUGCCCAUGGUCCUGGGUUGUCGCGCUCGGGCCGCCUUGAAGCUCCAUCCGGAUUGCUAUGAUCGCGCCAAGAGACCCAUCUACCUGGAGCCGCCACCUCCCACUUAUAUAGUAAAGGACGAACCAUGCGGUGUUCGCCGGGAUAAGCCAGUGAAACCGAAGAAUCAAAGAAGACCCCUGCCGCCGGGAACCAUACCACCGAGACCCCUGCCAGGACCCCAGCCAGGACACAGAACUGGCGGCGGUAAGGCACCACCUCGGGCUCGUAAUUACGACGGAGCCAAGGCCACGUUCUUUCACAUCAAGGGUCAGCCGUGGGAAUCAAAGGGUUACGCCGAGCUCUCUAAGAACGACCUAGAUCGGAUGCGGGCCUGGCGGCCACCGACUGUCGAAGAGCGGCGAGCCGAGCAGGAGCGCCAGCUAGAGGAGCAGCGGUACCAGACCGCCGAGGCGGAACGGAUGCGUAUCUAUUUCCACGACAUUGACGAGCAGCGUCGCGAAAAAGAACGCGAGGCCCAGAUAAAACACGACGCCGAGGCGGACGAAGAUGUCGACGAAGACCGCAAGGUGGAGGCCAAGAGGCUGCAGGUGCUCCACCGGGCCCUGAACGCCAAGUACGAGUCUGAUGUGCGGGUCAAGGAAGCCACACGAGCCAUCUCCGAGGCCAAGUGCAGUGCCAUGUGGACGGCUCAGAUCCAGGAGCGAAAGCUCCUCGAUCGCAUCCAAAGCGACCACGACGAGGAGAUGGCUCGCAAGAAUUUGCUGUACAAUAACUCCAAGUGGGGCACUGUCGAGAAGAAGGACCAGAAGGAGGAGGAGCGGCGCAAGCAGUUUGGCAUGGCUGUGCGGGAACAGAUCAAGGACCGGGAGCAGCUCAGGUUCAUGGCCCAGGAUCGCCUCCGGGCGGAUGCCCGCGAGCUGCGCGCCUGCAUCGAUGAGAUUAAGAAGGCCGAGGCCGCCGAGGUGGAGUCCCGGUCCAAGCGAAAGGUGGCCUACCGCGAGGAGCUCAACACAUACAUAAAUCUACACAAGAACUUUGUUCGCAUGAUGUGCGAGCAGGAUAGGCGGGACGAGAUCCGUGCCUAUGAGUACCAGAAGCUCAAGGAGAAGCAGCUGCGCGAACAGAGGACCGAACGCGAGGCCAUCGAGGCGGAUGUGCAGCGGAAGCGCAAUGUCCUCUUCGCUGUGGGCCAAAAGACCCUCGACGCCAAGGGCAAUCGUGAGGAGAUGCACUAUCUCGCCGAGGUCGAGCGCUUGGAGCGCAAGUACAGGGAGAACGAGCGCAAGGCUGCCGAGAAAGAGCGCCGUAUGGCCGCCGACCUCAAGAGGGCCAACUUGGAGCAAAUGGAGCACCUCAGCCAGAUGAAGGCCUGCUUCUACGUCCAGCGGGAGCGUGAGAUCAAGGAAAUGAUCGAGUACCGGGCCAAGUACGAGGAGCAGGUGAAGCGCGAGGCCGCCGAAGCGGCACUCAAGAAACACUGCCUGCGCACGGGCGUCACCUGCCAAAUUGAGGAGCGGGAGAAGGCCCGUCGCCGGGAGCUGGAUGAUGAGCGUCUGGCCAUCGAACGGGAGAAGGCAGCGGAGGCGCAGCGCCAGAAGGAGAUCGAUACUGUGAUCACCGUGAAACUGGAUGACCUCCAGAAACGCGGUUGCCUGCCCAACCUGGCAGUGCGUUCGCUUAAAGGACGCGUGGCCAAUGCCGGGCUCAAGAAGAAGUUUGGCUCCGAGUUCAGCUAGAUAUAUCCGUCAUCCAUGUCGUUGCAUUACACCCAUUGGCACACUUCCCAAAUCCCAACCCACAAACCUUGUUGACAAUGGCAUUUGUUGGCUCUUUAGAAUUAAAACCUGCAGCAUAGUGAGA
Drosophila kikkawai is the source of this 1996-nucleotide messenger RNA. RefSeq lists its product as uncharacterized. Lineage: Eukaryota; Metazoa; Arthropoda; Insecta; Diptera; Drosophilidae. The record is from RefSeq and is a predicted model, not a curated record.